Molecule: messenger RNA, 2526 nt
Organism: Heterotrigona itama
Lineage: Eukaryota; Metazoa; Arthropoda; Insecta; Hymenoptera; Apidae
Source: the annotation of a GenBank genome assembly
CUGUUUCGCGGCUGCAACAUCGUCGUCGGCAAGUCACAAUCGUUGGUCAGUCAGUCAGUCAGUAAGUCAGUCAGUCAGGCACAAUCGAACAAGUCGAUGAAUCGAUCGAUGCGAGCGAUCCCGCUCGAAACUAUCGACUAUCGGCCACUUCGAGUCCUCUCCCGGUUCACGAACUUUCUCACCGACGAGUGCGUUCACCUCGUUCAACAGCGCGACGUGACUGUACCUCGGUUGUGUAAAAGUGUGUUAUAAGUCGAUCGAAGUGUCGAAACUGUGACGGCAAUCGGUGAUUCAUUUCCAAUGCUGUGGAGAUUUGAAACGUGUGUACGAGCAGAAUUUUGCAAACCACGAUAGAAUGUAGAAAGUGGGAGGCAUUGAGGGAGAGAAAGAAUCGGCGGAUGAUUUUGUUCAAAGUGAACUAAAUGGUGCCGAACGUAUUAAUUACGAACGUUGAUUAACUUCGUCCAAGAAGGAAAGAAUCGUUUUCGUAGCUGAAGAAACGAUUUCAUAGAACUAGAAAGAGGAACAAGUGCACGUGAACACAAUCGACAUGCGAUAUUUCGAAAUGCAUUCUACGUUGACAUUGGCGAACAGGUGAUCAGUAACUGUUGGUUGUCCCACAGGAAGAAUUGUGGGAGAAGGAUCGAGAAUGAUGCUGAACACGUCUUUCAUGUGUGUUACGAUCCUGGUGUUAGCCUUGAUCGCCACGAUAAACGCGAACCCAUCGUACUACGUGAAACCCAUCGAGGACGAGAACGAUUACGCUCGCGUCCUGGAGCUUUCGCUUUUGUUUUACGAGGCACAACGAUCGGGAAAGCUGCCGGAGAACAAUCGGAUCCCAUGGAGAGGUGACUCGGCGCUCGACGAUCGAGGACUGAAUGGGGAAGAUUUGAGCGGAGGCUAUUAUGACGCUGGUGAUUUCGUGAAAUUCGGCUUUACUAUGGCCUCAGCGACUACCCUGCUGGCAUGGGGUGCCAUCAGUUGGCCAGAAGCUUACACCGCGGCUGGCCAACUCGACGAACUUCGCAAAGCUAUUAAAUGGGCUACCGACUACUUCAUUAAGUGCCACGUAAGCGAAUAUGUCUUUUACGGGCAGGUCGGUGAAUUCUUCUUGGACCACACGUUCUGGGGAAGACCAGAAGAACUCAACACCACUAGACCUGCUUACAAAAUUGAUCCAGAGCAUCCAGGAUCCGACCUGGCAGGUGAAACCGCGGCUGCCCUCGCUGCAACCAGCAUAGUUUUCCGCAACCACGACCCAGAAUACAGCGACAAUUGUUUAAAACACGCUAAGGAAUUGUACAAGUUUGCCAAUAGAUAUCGCGGCCUUUAUAACGAAGCGAUCCCUGGAGCAGCUCUUUAUUACGAGAGCACGGACUACGGCGACGAAUUGGCUUGGGCAGCGCUAUGGUUGUUCAAGGCUACGAACAACACGAUGUACUUCGAGGAGGCCGAACAUCAUUAUCAGCAUUUCCAUCUCAAAGAGAGGCCGAACGAAUUCUUUUACAACAAGAAAGUCGCUGGCGUUCAGAUGCUGUUGGCCCAGAUAACAGGACAAUUGGAAUACCAGAAGGCAGCCCGUGCUUUCUGCGAUUUCUCGGUGCGCCAGCAAAAACGUACGCCGAAGGGAUUGCUCUAUAUCGACAAAUUCGGUACCCUCUGCCACGCAGCGAACGUGGCGUUCGUUUGCCUGCAGGCGGCUGAUUCGCACGGUAUCGGCGAUCCCCAGGAAUACCGUCAAUUCGCCGAGCAACAAAUUCACUACAUGCUGGGAGGAAGCGGCAGGAGUUACGUAAUCGGUUGGGGUCGAAAUCCUCCGAAGCAGCCCCAUCACGUAGCUUCGUCAUGCCCUGACAGGCCAGCACCUUGUGGAUGGUCCGAACUCGACAAGAACGCGCCGAAUCCUCAAAUCCUUUAUGGUGCCCUGGUCUCUGGCCCCGACGAAGCGGACAAGUUCCACGAUCGUCGAGAGGAUUACGUGUACACGGAAGUCACUGUGGAGUACAAUGGAGGAUUCACGAGCGCGCUGGCCGGAUUGUUACAGCUGCGAGUUAAAAGCACCACGUAACAGGCGAUAAUAGCCACGAAUCAAGAAAUUAUUAAUUUGAUCUCUGAACCAGAAUCAUCGAAUUUUUUUUUUUUUCGUGAUUUUCCAACGAAGGAUCGAUGGAUUGUCAAAUGAUCUUUUUUAGGAAGCAUUUUCGAGAAAGAAAGGGAAGGAUUGAUAAUUAUAUCGUGAACGUUUGUACAUUCUUAUCUAGAGGAUUGAUAGAGUUCUAGAUCUAAGAGCGAAUUAACGUAUUGAUCGUACAUCUUUAUUUAAGAUUUCACGUGUGACGAAUGGGAGUUUCGAACGAUUGGAAUUUAUUUGGGAUUAACUCGACUUAAAGAUGUAUAUAGUGUAAGUUUAAUAGAAGAAAGUUUUUCGUAGGUUUAAGAAUUGAAUGUAAUCAAACGAAAAAAUUAUAAAUUCGUCUGAUGAUUGGUGUAAUUAAAAAUAUGUUCAAUUAUAGGGUAAAAAAUUAG